Molecule: messenger RNA, 1449 nt
Organism: Hyphopichia burtonii NRRL Y-1933
Lineage: Eukaryota; Fungi; Ascomycota; Pichiomycetes; Serinales; Debaryomycetaceae
Product: tRNA dimethylallyltransferase
Exons: 1
Coding region: 6-1388 (460 amino acids)
Biological process (GO): tRNA modification
Cellular component (GO): mitochondrion
Molecular function (GO): tRNA dimethylallyltransferase activity; ATP binding
Source: RefSeq, a predicted model, not a curated record
GUUAAAUGAUAUCGAGAUACUUUAGAUUUUUCAAGAACCGAAUCAUGACCAAACCAAAGAAGAACAUUAUAAGCAUUAUCGGGACCACCGGGGUCGGGAAGUCGCAAUUCAGUAUCGAGUUAGCCAAGAAGAUCAAUGGAGAAAUCAUUAAUGCUGAUUCGAUGCAAGUUUAUAAAGAUUUACCAAUAAUAACGAAUAAGCAUCCGAUUGAAGAACGAGAAGGGAUAGCGCAUCAUGUCAUGGACCAUGUGAACUGGAACGAGGAUUAUUUCAUUCAUCGAUUCAAGAAGGAAGCACAGGAGGCCAUUGACGAUAUCCAUUCAAGAGGCAAGGUUCCGAUUGUUAUUGGAGGGACUCAUUAUUACUUACAAAAUCUUUUAUUUAAUAACAAGACGGUGGGGGAGAAAGAGCCCGAGAAUAAAAGAAAAUUGAGCCAAGAUGAGUUGAAAGUAUUGGACGGACCCGUUGAAGUAUUAUUUGAAACGUUGAAUGAGAUUGAUCCCAUAAUUGGAAGAAAGUUCCAUCCAUCAGACCAGCGGAAGUUGAGGAGGGCAUUAGAGAUCUAUUAUACCACUGGCCAGCGGCCCAGCGACUUGUAUAAGGAGCAGAAGCUCGACGAGUUGGAGGAUUCGUCCUUGAAGUAUAAUACGUUAUUUUUCUGGGUUUAUUCUGAUUAUGAAGUUUUAAAAGAACGAUUAGAUGCCCGAGUGGAUACGAUGAUGGAGCUUGGUGCAAUUGCAGAAAUCCGUCAGAUGUACGAGUAUUACCAUCGUGAAAACUUGCAAAAUUGUACCAGUGGGAUUUGGCAAGUGAUUGGAUUUAAAGAAUUUUUACCGUGGUUAGAAAAGGGACAAGCGGGAGAUUUCGACGAAGGGAUAGAGCGAAUGAAGAUCCGGACUCGGCAGUAUGCCAAAUCGCAAAUCAAGUGGAUCAAAAAGCUCUUAGCGGUUGAAUUAAACAAAGAGUCUCGAUUUGGCUAUAAAUACGGAGGCAAACUCUAUUUACUAGAUGCAACUAGCUUAGCAGAAUGGUCGACUAAAGUUGCCGAUAUUGGCUCAUCUAUAGCUGGAGACUUCAUAGCCAAGGGACCCACCAAAGUGCUGUAUGCCCAAGCCCCGGAACAUUUGAUGAGUAUUUUCCCUAACCAACAUUUUUUGCAAAAUUUCAAGAGUAAUAAGACUCUUGAAGGGGUCAGUAAUUGGCAGCACUUUGAGUGUGAGGUGUGCAAGGACAAGCACGGCCACCCCUUGGUGGCGGUUGGCGAAGACAACUUUGCCAUUCACCUCAACAGCCGGAGACACAAGAAGGCCGUUGGCUACAUGGAGAGAAAGCGGAAGCACGAAGAAAUGGUUGAAAAAUACAAGAAACCAAAAGUUUUGCAGCCCUAAACCUGCGGUUACCCGGAUUGUUUUCACAGUUAUUUUUUUUUCAGUUUUUUUUUUUUUCAGU